This is a messenger RNA of Sipha flava (yellow sugarcane aphid), 2222 nucleotides long. Its product is annotated as phosphatidylinositol 4-phosphate 5-kinase type-1 alpha-like. The coding region runs from base 43 to 1833 and encodes 596 amino acids. Lineage: Eukaryota; Metazoa; Arthropoda; Insecta; Hemiptera; Aphididae. The record is from RefSeq and is a predicted model, not a curated record. The transcript has 3 exons. Gene Ontology annotation, biological process: phosphatidylinositol metabolic process. Gene Ontology annotation, molecular function: phosphatidylinositol kinase activity.
CAUUACAAGUUUUAAAAUGUAUUUAAUACUGUUAUUAUUAACAUGACUAAUAUCCUUAAGUGUCUCAUUUUCUUUAUAAGAUGCACUAAAUAUUCGGAUGUUGCUACUGAAAAAGAAAUCUCUAUUGCAGAACAAGAUGAUCUUCAAGCCAAAGAGAAAGAAAAGAAGCUCGGUCAUAGGCGAGUUGGAGUUGAUGGAGAAAUUACCUAUAAAAAAAUUCAAACUGGUCAAAUUAUGGGUUCCAUACAACUGGGAAUACAACAUGCAGUAGGAGGCUUGGCCUCUAAACCUGAACGUGAUUUACUUAUGCAAGAUUUUAUGACUGUUGAAACAACUGUAUUUCCAAGUGAUGGAACUAAUCACACUCCAGCUCACCAUUAUCCAGAGUUUAUUUUCAAAACAUAUGCUCCAAUUGCAUUCCGUUAUUUUAGAGAUUUAUUUGGUAUUCAGCCAGAUGAUUAUCUUAUAUCAUUUUGUAAUUCCCCCCUUCGUGAACUGUCAAAUCCGGGCGCCAGUGGGUCAAUAUUUUAUCUUACUCGGGAUGAUGAAUUCAUUAUGAAAACUGUACAACAUAAGGAAGGUGAAUUCUUACAAAAACUCCUUCCUGGAUACUACAUGAAUUUGAAUCAGAAUCCAAGAACUCUUUUGCCAAAAUUUUUCGGUCUCUAUUGUUAUCAAUGCAAUUCAAAAAACAUUAGAUUAGUAGCUAUGAACAAUUUAUUACCCUCUAAUAUAAAAAUGCAUCAAAAGUAUGAUCUGAAAGGUUCAACUUAUAAAAGAAAAGCUUCUAAGGAUGAAAGACAAAAAUCUUCACCUACAUUUAAAGAUUUAGAUUUCAAAGAACAUCAUCCAGAUGGUAUUUUUUUGGAGCCAGAUACUCAUUCAGCUCUUCUCAAGACUAUGCAAAGAGAUUGUAGAGUACUAGAAAGUUUUAAAAUUAUGGAUUACAGUCUUUUAGUGGGUGUUCAUAAUGUAGAUCUUGCUCAGAGAGAAAAAGAAGAAAGACGCGUGGCACGUUUACGUAAGGCUGUUGAAAAUGAUGCAGAUACUUUAUCGGAAACAUCUACUUUAAGUAGAACAGCUGAAGCAAAUCGACAGCGCUUAAUGGCUCAUUCAACUGCAAUGGAAAGUAUUCAAGCAGAUACUGGAACUUCAUCUGAUGAAGAUUGUGUUUCACCUAGAGGUGGCAUACCUGCUAGAAGUGGAAGUGGUGAUAGUUUGUUGUUAUUUGUUGGUAUCAUAGAUAUACUUCAAAGCUAUAGACUAAAAAAAAAACUAGAGCACACGUUCAAAGCUAUUAUACAUGAUGGUGAUACUGUUUCAGUACACAGACCUGAUUUUUAUGCAACUAGAUUUUUGGAUUUUAUGACCAAGUCUGUGUUUAAAAAACUUUUGUGUCCCCUGAAACGAUCGCCUUCUAAACGCCGUAGUAUGUCAAGAACGCGUACACGAGAUCAAACUGAUCCAGAGGGCACAUUUUCUACGUGUUCAACACCACCUCCAGCUUUUGAGGAUGCUAUUCGUCGUGAUUUCGUCUACGAUAAACGUUCUAGUAUGACUCGCAUACGUCGUCCUUCACCUGGUAUGCGUACAGAUGGUCCUUCAGGCUCUUCGCAUACAGGCGAGAGUAAGUCGUCUACAUUGAGUGUGGGAUCGGGCAGCACCACAUCUGGCAUCGGGGGUUCAGCAGGCAGACAUUCUGUGGAAGCCACAUGGACAGAAGGCACACCUAGCUACACGGAGUCAUCAAGCAGCGCUGACAUGGCUUCAGACACCAUACAAAUGGCAGUUCUGGGGGGUGACCUUAAAUCUUUAGAAAUGACUCGUUUAUAAGUUAUAGAAUGUUACUUAUAGUCUAAUCAGAACAGAUUUUAUUGGAUUUAAAGUUAAAACAUUUUAAUUAAUUAGGUUAAAUUGAAUUUGAGUAGUCAGCGUACCAAGAUUUGAUUAAAUAUUACUAGUAUAGUAUAUCUUUUAUAUGGUUUUUAUAGGAUUUAAACAACUUUUAACUCUCUUUGUAGGUUGCACUUUGAUAAAUGCUUUAUGAAAAUUAGAACAGUAUUAACUGCUCAUUUGGUGUAAGCCAUUUGAAAAUGUCUGUGCAGAUAUAAACAUCAUUAAUUUGAUGAAAAACUUGCCUAUUAUGAACAAAGAUCUGCUAAAAUUAUGAUGUUCCGUUUGGACUGUCAAAUCUGAUUUAUAAUUAUAUAUUUUUGUUUAAU